AUGGUGAAGCAAAAGCAGGAAUCAUUUUCGAUCCUUAAUGAAUUCGAUUACUCAUUUACCGUGAUGUUAAUUGGUGAUAGUUGCUGUGGUAAAACCUGUUUGUUGGUCCGAUUUAAAGAUGACGCUUUUUUAAACAAUAAUUUCAUUUCCACUGUUGGGAUUGAUUAUCGAAAUAAACUGAUCAAAGUCAACGAUGCUAAGGUUAAGCUACAAAUCUGGGAUACGGCUGGUCAGGAAAGGUUUCUUGCCAUAACAACAACUUAUUACCGUGAUGCUGAUGCACUUUUGCUUGUUUAUGAUUUAACGAACCGACAAAGCUUUAUCAAUAUACGAGAUUGGCUUACGCGAAUCAAAGAAAAUGCUAAGGAGACCGUGCUAAUAACACUUGUAGGUAAUAAGAUGGACUUACAAAGAGGUCGAAAAGUGAAAUAUGAAGAAGGAAAACAACUUGCUGAGGCAUAUAACAUUGCAUUUAUAGAAACGAGUGCUAAAAGUGGUCAAAAUGUUAAAGAGACAUUUCAGGACAUUGCAAGAAAACUUGUCAAGAUGAAGAACGGUGAAAGUGUAAAAAGUAAAUCAGCAAUCGAACUUGUAGAUACAUUGUCAAAGAGCUCUUCCUGUUGCCUAACUUUUUGA
Brugia malayi is the source of this 636-nucleotide messenger RNA. RefSeq lists its product as uncharacterized. Lineage: Eukaryota; Metazoa; Nematoda; Chromadorea; Rhabditida; Onchocercidae. The coding region runs from base 1 to 636 and encodes 211 amino acids. The transcript is spliced from 7 exons. The record is from RefSeq and is a predicted model, not a curated record. Gene Ontology annotation, molecular function: GTPase activity; GTP binding.